Condylostylus longicornis is the source of this 2046-nucleotide messenger RNA. Its product is annotated as sodium/potassium/calcium exchanger 4-like. The transcript has 9 exons. Gene Ontology annotation, cellular component: membrane. Gene Ontology annotation, molecular function: calcium channel activity; calcium, potassium:sodium antiporter activity. Gene Ontology annotation, biological process: intracellular calcium ion homeostasis; calcium ion transmembrane transport. The record is from RefSeq and is a predicted model, not a curated record. NCBI's taxonomy places the organism in Eukaryota, Metazoa, Arthropoda, Insecta, Diptera, Dolichopodidae. The coding region runs from base 191 to 1606 and encodes 471 amino acids.
UGGAAGAUUAUUGGGGUUUGAGUAGAACAAAUGAUUAACAAAAACUAAUUUUUAUUUUGUUCGUAGUUAUUUUUUGUAAAAUUUAUGAAUAUAAAUGAUUUAAUUAAAGUGUGAUUAAGUAUAGUAACAAUUGAAAAGAGUAAUAUUAGCUUUUUUAAAGAAUAAAAAAAAGGAAAAUUAUAAAAUAAUCAUGACGCACAACGCUUUAAAUUGUACCCCACCAGCGAUAGAUGACUUUCCAAAAGAUCUUUUUACAGAAGCAGAAAGACAGUCCGGUUUUGUAGUACUUCACGUUAUAGCAAGUUUAUAUUUAUUUGUAGCUUUAGCUGUAGUAUGUGAUGAAUAUUUCGUACCUGCAGUUGAAAAAAUAUGUGCGGCCUUAAAUAUGUCGAAUGAUGUAGCUGGUGCUACAUUUAUGGCAGCAGCAACAUCAGCUCCAGAACUUUUUGUAAAUGUGAUAGGAACAUUUAUUACAGAAGGAGAUAUUGGUGUUGGAACUAUUGUAGGUUCAGCAGUUUUUAAUAUAUUAGCUGUAGCGGCGUGCUGUGGAAUAGGCGCAGGAAUGACUAUACCAUUAGAUUGGUGGCCUCUAACAAGAGACAGUAUAGCUUAUGGAAUUACUGUAGCGAUAUUGAUAUGUGUAAUGCAUGAUGAACGUGUCGAAUGGUAUGAAGCAUUAAUAUUGGUUUCACUUUAUGGAGUUUAUAUUGGUAUAAUGGUUAAUGAUAAAGCACUUCAAAGAUGUGCAAGACAGGGUGUAGAUAAUGCAAAAUCACGAAGUAGAUCUGUUGAUAGCACAGCACAACCAAAAACUGCACAAGGUCAAGAAAUAGUUGAAACUGAGUUUGGAACUAAAGUUGAAAAAGUAGAAAAGGUUGAUACUCCUCAACAAAAUGGUGGUUUAAACUCUUCAAGCAGUCCGCCCGCAACAGAACCUCCCGGAGAAGAAUUGGAUUACGAAAGUUAUUCGUUAACUCAUUGGCCAAAAGGAAAAUGUUUUGCAAAAUUUACUUGGUUAAUUAUUUGGCCAAUUCAUUUACUAUUUAGAUUCGUUAUACCAGAUUGUAAGAAAAAAAGAUUUAAAAAACUUUUCCCUUUAACUUUUAUCAUGUGUAUUGUAUGGAUUGGAUCACUGUCAUAUGUUGUUGCUUGGAUGAUAACUAUAAUUGGCGAUACUUUAAAAAUACCUGAUUCAGUUAUGGGUAUCACAUUUUUGGCAGCAGGAACCAGCGUUCCAGAAGCAGUUUCAAGUGUGAUUGUAGCCAAACGAGGUCAUGGGUCGAUGGGAAUAUGUAAUUCAAUUGGAUCUAAUACUUUUGAUAUUCUAUUGUGCCUUGGUGUACCGUGGUUAAUAAAAGCAGCAUUUUCACCAAUUGAAGCUGGUCAACAUUUUGUUGCCAUAAAUUCGGCUGGUUUAGAAUAUUCAGCAAUCACAUUAUUAUCAACAUUAUUUUUGCUCUAUAUUACAUUCUCAUUAAGUAAAUUUAAAUUGGAUAGAAAAGUUGGAAUAGCUUGCCUAAUUAUGUAUUUGGUAUUUUUAAUAUUUGCUACUUUGAUUGAAUUAAAUGUAUUCUUUAGAGUAAAUUUACCAACUUGCGGGCUUUAAAUAAGAAAGGUUUACGUUUUUUUUUGAGUUAAGUUUAAAUUUAAUUCUCAUAACUUUCGUAAAGAAGAAGAAGAAGAUAAAAAUUAAAUUCUAGAUUUUAUAAUUUUACAUCCAAUUCAUUUUCUCAAUAACUAUUUUAACACUAAGUAUUUUUUGUUAGUAUAUUGAUAGUUAUUAUUUUACUUUAAAUACAUCUUAAUAUUAUUCAAUCUAUACUUAACUGUUGGUAUUGAAUUUUAAAUUGAGAUAUACAUAAGGACUAAAUAAAUAGUUAAAGAUUUAUAUUGCAAUUGAUUCAAUGAUUGUACGAAAGUGUUUAUUAAAGAUUAUAAUAUACAAACAUAUUAUUAAUUUGGCAGGCAUAAAAUAUAAAUAAAAAAAUUGUUUUAAAUAAAGAAAUUGAAUAUUAUAUUUUAGCUUUUUAUAUAAAAAUUAUGUAA